Aspergillus candidus is the source of this 1569-nucleotide messenger RNA. Its product is annotated as nucleic acid/nucleotide deaminase domain-containing protein. Lineage: Eukaryota; Fungi; Ascomycota; Eurotiomycetes; Eurotiales; Aspergillaceae. The transcript is spliced from 2 exons. The record is from RefSeq and is a predicted model, not a curated record. Bases 43 to 1569 code for a protein of 508 amino acids.
CUUUCCCCUCCCCCCAACCGAGAGACCAAGGAUCCGCUCACAAUGUCGUCUUUCUCGUCAGCGAGGCUCAGCGGCAAAAAGCCCAAUGGCAAUGGCGAUCGGCCGCCGGCUGCAAAGCAUAGGUAUGGCUACCAGAAAGUCUUGAGUCGGUUCUACGAGCCCUUGCUCCUGUUACGGGCACUUGGACAGACGCGAGCAGACCAUACGACUAUCAUCUGUGAUCUCGGCCCCGAGGAAGCACGCCGACGGCGAUUCCUGCAGAAUCUGGCCUAUAUAUGUGAUGUUGAUAAAUCGGGCAUCUCUUGCACGGCUAUUGGGCUGGAGGACAUGAAAACCCGUUACAGACUUUGGAUCGCCUCCAACCAAGUCAAUGGCGGGGUCGUGGACUUCCUCAAAAGGGUUCUUGAUCACCUGAAAGCCAUUCCCGGUCACUCUCCGGAGGUUCCGAAGAUGUACCGCGAUGCUCUCGUGAUACUGUGCGUUGACUUCGCCGCCAAACGCAUCCGACAAGAGACAAAAGUUUUGGUUCGGAAGAUCAAAGAAUGCUAUCCCACGCCGGGCGCUCCAAAAACCACAAUAGAUCGGGAGUUGAGAGACUGGCUGUAUUCGGUCGUGGAGGAGGAUAAUCACCUAAAACUCUGUCGCUAUGCCUACAAGCAUCGGCACUCGGAGUUCCUUGAUAUCCUGACUCGGAGAACCCAUGAGAGGAAGGAAGAGAUGGGCCCAACUGAGAAACAAUCACCUUUCUCCUCGGUCAGACAUUGUUUUGGACGGCUGGCUGAGCAUAUCCGGGCGCCUCUGCAGCUGAUCGAAGACGCCGGUUCUUUGAGCCAGCUACUGGGCUCCUAUGAAGUGUGUGCCAUUGAGCCCAUUGCUCCUGUACCGCGGCAACUCCCUGACUCACAGACCACACUGCGUGGCAUUCUGAACCGGAUGCUAAAGAAAGAUGAUCCCGAACGGCCACAAAUCGAAGAGGCUCUGCAUCUGAUAAACUUCAAGUUCGGCACCUUUGAAAACUUCUGGAAGGCUUAUGAUAAUUGCACCCCGCAGGUGCAUGCGGAAGUGCAGGUCCUAGAACAUUUUUAUCGGAACCGGCUGCGCUUUGUCGGGAACGAUCGCUAUGUUGCUUGCAGCAAGCCAGCUUGUCUGUGUUGCGCAAUGUACUUCACCCAUCACCCGGCUCGCAUGGUGGUCCCUGGUUCUCAUAACAAGGUUUGGACAAAUUGGGGGCCGCCUCUCGUGGAGCGCUUCGCCAAAGAUGAUCCAGAUUCCAGGCAACAACUGCACAUUCUCAAUAAGAUGACUGCGGACAUUCGCCGCCGCGCCGUCGCCCAGAUUCUCAAGCAGUCGCCGGCCAGUCACUGGCAUCCGGAUAGCCUGACGAACAUAACCGAUCUCCCUCGGCCCACCUCCCGUUGUAGUCAGCUUUCAGUCGACGGAUCCUGGGGUGACAAUGUUGCGACAGAUUCAGAAUCAUCUGCCACUGAAACCCCCAGUCCACUUUUCCAGGAGGAUGAACUGGAUGAAGACUCUGCUUCGGAAGCUGGGGGGGUCUCUAUUUGGGUGUAG